AUGCAAAUCAAAGCCUCCAUCGCACUUGUUGCCGCUCUUGCAGCCCUCGGCGAGGCCAAUCCCCUCCGCCGUCGCCAGGCUGCCUCUCCUGUCAAGUUCGUGACUGUGCACCCCGUUGCCAAAUUCCCAACCGGUGGCUCUGCCGCUGCUAGCGUCACUCCUCCGCCUCCCAUGAACACCGGCGUGCCAGCUCCCAGCGGUCCAGCGGGGCCCCAGGAAACCAUCGUUAUCACCUACACUCUCGGCAAGAACUCGUCGAAAUCUGUCGUUACUAGGACUGUCACCCGCCCCGGUGCCUCCCCAUCUCCUGACGUUGACAUCAAGGUGCCCGUUGAUUCGCCUGCUCCUGCUAUUUCUAGUGACAACAAAGUCACUCGUCUCCAGACAAAGGUCUACCUCACGUCUACCACUACUGAAACGAUCAUAUUGGCAAGCCCAACUCCUCCUCCCAAUGGCGGUGGUGCCAAUGCUGUUCCUGGCAAUGGCAACGGCAACGGUAAUGGCAAUGGCAACGGAAAUGGCAACAACUGCCCUCCUCCCGCCACAGUUUUCCGCACUAUCACUGUGUACGCACCUGGCCCAAGCCCUGCUCCUGGCCAACAACAACAGCCAGAAGUCCAGAUCCCACAGAACCCACAGAACCCCAUCAAGGUCGCCGAUACUGAACCACAAGAUUCGGAAACUCGUGCUCCCACCCCCGUGGUGUCUCCAACUCCAAUCAUUCCUCCCUUCCAAAAUGGCACGUCCAUCGUCAUUCCUGCAGGUACUGGCACCGGAAUCACUCUGCCCACCGGCCGAUAA
This is a messenger RNA of Ophidiomyces ophidiicola, 801 nucleotides long. RefSeq lists its product as uncharacterized. The record is from RefSeq and is a predicted model, not a curated record. The coding region runs from base 1 to 801 and encodes 266 amino acids. The transcript has 3 exons. Lineage: Eukaryota; Fungi; Ascomycota; Eurotiomycetes; Onygenales; Onygenaceae.